CGGAGACGGAGGAGGAGCUGCUGUCGUGGUGGUGGAGUUAGAAAAUGAGGCGGAGUAUGAUGACCCCAUCGAUCUCGCUCGCUCGCUCGCGUCCCUUCUCUGUCGAAUUUGGGGUUUUUUGAACCGGGAAGGUCAAUUAAAUUCGGUUUAAGUAAAGAUCGAUCAAAUCAUUGGACGAGGUUGGUAUGGUACCUUUGUAGGCUUGGCUUACGGGUUUGAAUUCCUUCGAUUUCCUUAAUUUUGGUUCUAGUUUUAAUCCCAUGAUUCUGAUGUACAACUAUGAGUUGCUGUUAGUUUUUUCCGUAAUGAGUGUUAAAUUUGAGGACCAGACUGUAAUAGUUCUAGGUAGAAGGUACAAACUAGAACAAUAUUUUUGAAAAAUCGACCAUGUCAUGGAUUCAGGUUCAAGAGCUACUUGUACAUCAGAAUUUAUAUAGAGAUACACUACACCUUUAAGCUGUUAACAAAUUUAGUAUAGAGCAAGGGCCUAUGGCGGCAAUGAUGAAAGUUGUUGAUCCUGCCAAAAAAGAUCUGAAAUUUCAGAGCGGUGAAGUUCAGAGAGGGAGAGAGUUGGAAUCUAAAAAGACUGUCUUCAUUGAUUAAGUAAGAAAGUGUCAGGAUUCAAGUGCCAUCUGGAGGGUGAAAUCUAGAGAGGUGCAAUGUGUCAUGAUGAGUCGAGAUCCUCAGCAAGUGGCGGAGGGCUGUCAACUACGGCUGUAUCAACUGGCGGAGGGAGAAGUCGUGGUUUUUUGCGCGGUUGGCAGAUCCAUAAUACCUUUUUUAACAUCAAGAUCAUGAUUCUCUGCGGCUUCGUGACCAUCCUCGUCCUACUUGCAACAAUCAGUAUUGGUAACCUUGGAAGCUCUUCCAACGCUGACUCUGUUAAGCAGAGUUUCAUCGAGGAAGAAACCAUUCCGAUGACUAUCCUCCCGGAGAUCCCAUCUGAUUCGAAUUCGACGGACUUGGUUGCUGCUGAGCCGCCUAAAGCUGAGAUUUUUACUACUCCCAAUGCGACGUACACUCUAGGUCCUAAAGUCACCAACUGGGAUAGUCAACGCAAGGUAUGGCUGAAUCAGAACCCUGAGUUUCCUAGUACUGUCAAUGGCAAAGCUCGAAUCUUGCUUCUCACAGGCUCUUCCCCAAGCCCCUGCGACAAACCAAUUGGAGACUAUUAUCUUUUGAAAUCCGUGAAGAACAAGAUUGAUUACUGUAGGCUUCACGGGAUAGAGAUUGUGUAUAACAUGGCUAAUUUGGAUGAGGAGCUCUCAGGGUAUUGGACGAAACUGCCUAUGAUUAGGAUAUUAAUGCUGUCUCAUCCAGAAGUUGAAUGGAUUUGGUGGAUGGAUAGUGAUGCUUUGUUCACUGAUAUACUGUUUGAGAUCCCCUUGUCUCGGUACGAGAAGCAUAAUCUGGUGAUACACGGUUAUCCGGACUUGUUGUUCAACCAAAAGUCAUGGAUUGCAUUGAACACUGGUGUCUUUCUGUUGAGAAAUUGUCAGUGGUCGUUGGAUUUAUUAGAUGCUUGGGCUCCAAUGGGACCAAAAGGGCCUAUCCGUGACGAAGCUGGGAAGGUACUGACAGCUUAUCUGAAAGGCAGGCCAGCAUUUGAGGCUGAUGAUCAGUCUGCGUUGAUAUAUCUCCUGCUUUCGCAGAAGGAUAAGUGGAUAGACAAGGUUUAUGUUGAGAAUCAAUACUAUUUGCACGGGUUUUGGGAAGGUUUGGUUGAUAAGUAUGAAGAGAUGGUAGAGAAGUAUCAUCCAGGAUUGGGGGAUGAGAGAUGGCCUUUUGUGACACAUUUUGUGGGGUGCAAACCGUGUGGCAGCUAUGCUGAUUACGCAGUCGAUAGAUGCUUCAAGAGCAUGGAGAGGGCUUUUAAUUUUGCAGAUAAUCAAGUGCUUAAGUUGUAUGGGUUUAGCCACAGGGGAUUGUUGAGCCCCAAGGUUAAGAGGAUCAGAAACGAAACAGUUUCUCCUUUGGAGGCAGUAGAUAAAUUUGAUAUUCGAAGAAUGCACGUGGAAACCAAACCAUAGAGCUAGGAAAAUCAAUGAGUGAACGGAAAUCAUAGCUUGGAAAGAUUACACGAAACAUAUAGGUAAUAUACGGAUGCUCUCACAAACACAAUGCAAUUUGUUGGCAUGUGCUGCACUUUUUCCUUCUUUGCUUCAUUAUAUCUGUUGUUGAUUGGCAAUAGUUUUAGUUGUCAAAUUCUUUUUCCAUAGAUGUGUGUCCUGUCAAUUUUUAGUCAAUAUAUGGAGAAAUUUGAUACUGCAA
This is a messenger RNA of Camelina sativa (false flax), 2271 nucleotides long. NCBI's taxonomy places the organism in Eukaryota, Viridiplantae, Streptophyta, Magnoliopsida, Brassicales, Brassicaceae. The record is from RefSeq and is a predicted model, not a curated record.